AUGAAGAAGAAGAUGACGAUGAUGAUGGUGACGAAGAAGAAAAGAACAGUCGGGCAUCAGAGAUCCCCGUCUCAGGUCCCCGAGACAAAGGACAGUCGAACACCAAGCAGAGUCCUCAUUGUCCAGGAGAAAACGGCCGUCCAUUCAACUUGGUUGUGCGAGGCUGCCAGAGCACGCUCCGUGACAAUGGCCCAACAGCUUCUCUUCUCCUGUGUCGGCACCCAUUUGUCCAAGUGGAAGGCCAACCUGGCCUUUGGACACUGCGGUCUGUACUCGGAGGGGACCGAAUGCGGCUUUGGUAGUCGUCCAUUCCGGGCAUUAAAUAAUGCGCCGCUCGCCGCGUUGUCGAGGUUCCAGAAUUCAGAGUAUCCCAACAAUAACAACGACAGCAACGACAACAACGACAACAGCAGCAGCAGCAGCAGCAGCAACUGCGACAAGUCAGCAACUUCUCUUCCUCAGAUCAACCAAAGCCCCAUCGACUCCCGGUUCUUGACAAUGUCCGACCCCGGCAGAUCCAAUAGCCAGGCCACAAACCCCAACUGCCAGCACCGGUGCGACGACCGGUGUCGGCAAAGGCAGGACGGCGACGCAGGCCCGCCUCGAGACGGAGACGGAAGCCAGGAUCGAGGCCGAGCCCCUCUCGCCUGGUACGAGAGGCUCGAUGGCCAAGCCGGCGGCCAAGGCGGCCGCGAUGCCGACGGCAUGAACAGCUCGUUUCGAGACUUUAGCGGACACGCCUUGCAACAGCAGCAACAGAAGCAACAGAAGCAACAGAAGCAACAGAAGCAACAGAAGCAACAGCAGCAACAGAAGCAACAGCAGCAACAGAAGCAACAGCAGCAACAGAAGCAACAGCAGCAACAGAAGCAACAGCAGCAACAGAAGCAACAGCAGCAACAGAAGCAACAGCAGCAACAGAAGCAACAGCAGCAACAGAAGCAACAGCAGCAACAGAAGCAACAGCAGCAACAGAAGCAACAGCAGCAACAGAAGCAACAGCAGCAACAGAAGCAACAGCAGCAACAGAAGCAACAGCAGCAACAGAAGCAACAGCAGCAACAGAAGCAACAGCAGCAACAGAAGCAACAGCAGCAACAGAAGCAACAGCAGCAACAGAAGCAACAGCAGCAACAGAAGCAACAGCAGCAACAGAAGCAACAGCAGCAACAGAAGCAACAGCAGCAACAGAAGCAACAGCAGCAACAGAAGCAACAGCAGCAACAGAAGCAACAGCAGCAACAGAAGCAACAGCAGCAACAGAAGCAACAGCAGCAACAGAAGCAACAGCAGCAACAGAAGCAACAGCAGCAACAGAAGCAACAGCAGCAACAGAAGCAACAGCAGCAACAGAAGCAACAGCAGCAACAGAAGCAACAGCAGCAACAGAAGCAACAGCAGCAACAGAAGCAACAGCAACUCGCUGCCGAGUCCAACGACGUCUCAGGCGCCGACGGGGCCCUGGAGCUUCUCGACGACCCUGGCUUCAUCGAGCCCAGCCGGUGGUGGAACCAUCAGCGUCUUGACCAUGGCCCUUCCGCCUCCGUGCUCUCCGCACGCUACACGGAGCAUUGCGCGUGGUCUGACGGCAGCGCCGGAUUCUCCCGUGGGCGCUUCGGCGGCUCCCACUGGACCUGGUAA
Metarhizium album ARSEF 1941 is the source of this 1641-nucleotide messenger RNA. RefSeq lists its product as uncharacterized. The record is from RefSeq and is a predicted model, not a curated record. Gene Ontology annotation, biological process: actin filament organization; actin cytoskeleton organization. Gene Ontology annotation, molecular function: actin filament binding. The transcript has 4 exons. The coding region runs from base 1 to 1641 and encodes 546 amino acids. Gene Ontology annotation, cellular component: stress fiber; focal adhesion. Lineage: Eukaryota; Fungi; Ascomycota; Sordariomycetes; Hypocreales; Clavicipitaceae.